This is a messenger RNA of Penicillium argentinense, 693 nucleotides long. RefSeq names its product GPI anchored serine-threonine rich family protein. Lineage: Eukaryota; Fungi; Ascomycota; Eurotiomycetes; Eurotiales; Aspergillaceae. The coding region runs from base 1 to 693 and encodes 230 amino acids. The transcript is spliced from 2 exons. The record is from RefSeq and is a predicted model, not a curated record.
AUGCAUUUCUCCAAUGUUCUUGCCGUGUCGGCUUCGCUCAUUGCGCUGGGCUAUGCUGCUGACCCUCUCGCUUUCACCAGCUGGCCGAAGGAGGUUGCGGCUGGCAAGCCCGUCACUCUGACCUGGGCAGGAGCUACCGCUAACCAGCCUGUCACUCUGACCCUGCGCAAGGGAAGCGCCGGCGAUCUUUCGGACGUAGAGACCAUCACCGAUCAGGCCAAGGAUGGCACCUUCACCUGGACUCCCGGUGACAACAUCAAGGAGGGCGAAAGUUAUGCCUUCCAGGUCUCUCAGGGCGGGCAGAAGAACUACUCUGCCCUGCUGAAGGCCGUCGCCGGACAGCCCAAGGCCGAGACCGUGUCUGAUGCCACUCAAACCACCGACAUGACUACCGGAGCGACUACCGAGGCCACUGCUGCCAGCACCACCACCGAUGCGACAGCGACUGGGGCCCAGACCACUAGCAAGCCUCUCAUCAGCUCAUCGGCGUCGGGUACUCCUUCCGGCAGCCCCUCUUCCACCGUGGUCUCCAGCACAGUGACUGCCGCUGGCCCGAUGAUGACCAACACCGAUGUGGUGAAUGGCAAGGAGGCCUCUGCCACCGCUAGCAUGCAGAACGUUGGCUCCGUAUCCUCAUUUUCGCGGGAGCUGGUGAUGGGUGUUCUGGGUCUGUGUGUCUACCUGGUCCAGUAG